GCUCCCAUCACUACAACAGACCGACAGACUGAUGCCUUGACCGACCUAGGGACGUUAGUGAUCCUCAAUCUUUACGAGAUCUUUUCUUUCAAUUAUAUGGUAUUCUUAUUUCUACAUCGAGGUGAUGGACACUGAUACUGUCCGCCCGAAUCCCCCUCCGCUGCUCUCUUAUCCAAAGGCAGCCAGCUCCGGAUCGCGAUCGCCAGCUUUGCCUUCACAACCAACGCUGCUUUCGCCUCCUCAUCCGUCAUCUCACACGCAAUUGCAACGGAACGCUAGUCGUGAUGACCAGGAUGACUUAUCGAGUGAUAGAGCGACUGUCAACCUGAUCCGUCGCGUCUUAUGUCCCCAGUCAGGCAAUUAUGGAGCGUCAACUCCGCAGUCUCUAGAAGAGUUGUUGCCUCCGCUCUCCAGCUCCAAUGAGGUGGAUCGCCAGCUCUACGCUCUCGUAGCAAUUAUCAUUAAGGAAUUUGUAUACUCGUGGUACUCUAAGAUCACGACAGAUCAGGUUUUCGUACAAGAGAUCCUUCAAGUGAUUGCCCACUGUACCCGGGCACUGGAGCAGAGAUUGAGACAGGUCGACGUGCCGCAGCUGCUUCUGGAUGAGAUCCCAGCCUUGGUCGAAGCACACAUAACCUCAUAUAGGCUGGCGCAACAGCAGUCCAAGUUAUCAGGUCUUCCGUCCUCCAGACGGGCCGUAUACCAUGCGCUGAACCCACACCCAAGUUUUUCUCCAGUCCCAGAUCCCUCUGAUCCCCAGACGGUCGCUCAGCAGCAAGAGAAUGAAGCAUUGUACCGACAGCUCCUCGCCCAAGGUGUCCUAGCCGUCUUGCUCCCCACGGAAGACCUGAAAAAUGGGUGUUUAACCGCGCUAGUUGGAGACAUUUUGGCGGAUCUCAUCUUAGGAGAACAGGUCAGCCAGGCGGCAAGCGAAGGAUGGUUUUUGUGGGAGGUGACCACCAAACUGAUUGAUGUUGCGGUGAGAAAUAACGAUCAAAGAAGUAAUCAGAAGACCGCAACUACAGAGGAACUUGAACAGUCCCGCUUAGAGAAAUUCGGUCUGCUCUCUUCUGGAGAGGUGUCUCAGCCAGAUUCGACAUCACACGCCCAGUCAAAACUUUCGGUAUGGAUGUGGAGUGUCCUCCAAUCCAUAUACUUGGCAUAUAUUGGCCUUCGUUUCGUCGCGACAGGCUUAAUCCAGGUUGCAUCUAGCCCCUUGGCGACUGUUUCGCGAGCGCCAACAUCCCCCUCGUUAUCUACAGCUCCAAUCAGCACGACAAUCGAGGCGCCCUCCUCGUCGGAGAAGGCCAUAGGGAAGCGCCCCGUUCUCGAGUACAGGGUGUUUGGGAUGGUCUCGCAACUUAUUGAUGUUCCCGGCAGGAUGCCAUGGUUGGGAGGGUCGCUUGGGCUCCUCCAAUACCUGAUCCUGAUGGGACCGGGAAGGUUAGGUGACGCCGACGGCGUUCUUGAUAGAUUCCUUCACUCAACCAUCAACGAUUACUUUCUGAACCCCACUUUGUUGCCCAACCUGCUUCUCGUCAUCAGAGGUACGCUCUUCCCAGGAAAUACUCGCCCGGCCCCCGUAGCAGGAGGUGGGAGUCAACAACCGCCCACGACCGCUGCUGCCGGCGGUGCUUCUUCUUCUUCAUCUCCGCAUGUGUCUGUAUCUUGGUCAACAGAGAGCGGGCCCGGCCCCACCGCCAGCGACACGACGGCCAAGAAGAUGAAAGUGAAUAAUCACGGCGAUGGAGGCGACGGCUCUCCGGCAUCGUUGCCUGCCACUGCUACCACUGUACCUGUACCUGUACCCCUGGCAUCGAUACUACCAACUAGUCCCUCGCAGGGACAGUCCCAGCCGUCGCGCCGGCCAUCUGGGCCUGAGAUCCUCGUCAUUAAGAGACAAUGCGCCGCCAGGAUUCUAUCUUUGAUCCCUCACCCUGUUGCCCUGAGAUUGUUUGGAGCCGCAUAUGACGGUAAGAACCCUGAAGAUCAUGAAGACAAGCAAAGCAAUGAGGAGCAGCUCAAAGCUAUCGAAGAAGAUAUCCUCGAUCUCUUCGCUGACGAAUACUGCAACAAACAUCUCAUCUACUCCAUCCUCGAGACCGUCCUGGCCAAGCUCCUUCCGGAAAUGUCGGACCGGAGUGUAACCGAGUUGAUGGAGGAUAGGGGGGCAUUCCAGUAGACUCCAUUAUAGGCAACCUCUCUCGAUCGUAUGUACAUAGAAAUUAGUUAACUAGUUAACUACUACUACUACUACAUAUUACUCCGUAC
Penicilliopsis zonata CBS 506.65 is the source of this 2271-nucleotide messenger RNA. RefSeq lists its product as hypothetical. Gene Ontology annotation, molecular function: phosphatidylinositol binding. Gene Ontology annotation, biological process: protein targeting to lysosome; endosome to lysosome transport; early endosome to late endosome transport. The transcript is spliced from 3 exons. The record is from RefSeq and is a predicted model, not a curated record. NCBI's taxonomy places the organism in Eukaryota, Fungi, Ascomycota, Eurotiomycetes, Eurotiales, Aspergillaceae. The coding region runs from base 125 to 2182 and encodes 685 amino acids. Gene Ontology annotation, cellular component: extrinsic component of endosome membrane; late endosome; early endosome.